AUGGCACUCGCAGAAGAAACGUGGCAGGCAGGACCUUGGCAACUUGUACCUGAUGGGCUGUCUGCAAUUGGCAAUGAGAGGACACCAGGUCGGAUGGCUGAAGAGACAUUUGCCAGCUUCCAGACGACUUGUGAAUCGGAGGAGGACAAUGUAGACUUGAUAACUCGCUUGUCUUCCUCCUCCAGCGCCACGCGUCUCAUCACACAGCAUGAAGUUGAACAGCUUUUAUGGCUGACAGAUGCAGGCGACGAGGUCUGGGAGACGAUUCAAUCAGAUGAUCUGACUCAUGUGCGGAGACACAGAGACCGAAGCCUGUUUGGCGGCAGCGCCUUUGUCAAACUCACUGGGCGUGUGGCAAAUGCGACUGCAGCGCAGGUUGCCCACUGCCACAUGCAUUUUGCAGAUCGAGCAGGAUGGGACAAACAAAUGGAUGGAUUCAAAAUUCUGCACCACGAAAAAGGCAACGACCUUCUGUAUUCUGUCAUCCACGCACCUCCAUUGGCAGACCGUGAUUUCUUGAUGCACCAUACAGUGUUCCGGCAUGAGAGUGGCCGCGGGCUAAUGUUUUAUAGCCGCUCUGCGGAUGAUAGCCUGUAUCCGCCAACUCGCGCCGUCAGAGCGAAACAGUACGUAGCAGCACAUCAGAUCACGCAGGAUGCUGAUGGUAGAGGAGUAACUUUCACGACAACCACGGCCAUGGACCCAUAUAUCCCAUUCUUGCCGCGGUGGAUAAUGAGCCUCCUAGUGCCGUCAGAGUUCAGACGAUGGGUCCAUGCAGUGGAUCGACGUUGUAAAGAGCUGAAUCGGGAUGGCAUAAAGGUGCCAUGUUCACCUUUAUUCCUUGCAGAGCCAGAACUUCGGUCUGCUGCAACUGUGGCAUCUGGGCUUUUGCAGGAGGUUGAGGUCAGGAAGGACUCGCUGAAGAGCUUGGCAACAUGCGACGAUUCAACGGAUUCAGAUCCUGUGGGCUAUUUGGACAGUGACCUUGCCAGCGACACUGCUGUGAGCCUUGGGGCUUUGCGUGGAGCUGAGUCGCAGAGAGAGAGCUCGCCUGGAGGCAGUGGUUUGGGUGAGACGAGCCCAAUCCUGGAGGAUGAUGCAAUUGUCACCGCUGCACCAGGCUCCUUCUGGGGAUGCGCCCCUUGCCGCUGUGCCUGA
Durusdinium trenchii is the source of this 1158-nucleotide messenger RNA. NCBI's taxonomy places the organism in Eukaryota, Dinophyceae, Suessiales, Symbiodiniaceae. The record is from the annotation of a GenBank genome assembly.